Molecule: messenger RNA, 249 nt
Organism: Prorocentrum cordatum
Lineage: Eukaryota; Dinophyceae; Prorocentrales; Prorocentraceae
Source: the annotation of a GenBank genome assembly
GUCCAGGAGCUGCUCGUGCGCUGCCUGUCCGCGGGUACGGACGCGUCCGAGAGGCCAUUCACCGAGCUCGAGGCGCUGACACUUCUGGUGCGGCUGCUUGGUGCGGGUGCGGGCGACCUGCUCGGCGAUGUGGUGCGCCCAGCAGAGCUGCGGCGCAGCUGGGUGCAGGAGGAUGGCUCCGUUUCACGGCAGUUGCGCGGGGAGGACACCGUCAAGGCGGUGCUCGGGCUGCUGAACCGGCACUCGCAG